Rotaria sp. Silwood2 is the source of this 549-nucleotide messenger RNA. The record is from the annotation of a GenBank genome assembly. Lineage: Eukaryota; Metazoa; Rotifera; Eurotatoria; Philodinida; Philodinidae.
AUGUUCGAUCUUCUUCACUGGCAGUACGUGACCAUCCAUUGUAAGAUGCAUCCAGGUUAUAAAAACAUUAAAAUAAAUGAAAUCAAUGAAAAUUAUCCUACACCUGAUCAAGAAACAAUUUUCGAAAUUAAUAGUGAUUUAACUGUUGAAACAAUAGAUGUUGACAUCAUUGAAAGAGAAAAUUUAAUUGAAGGAACAGAAAUAGCUAAUGAAAAUCGUUUGAAAGCAUUAGCAUUAGGUGAUAUUGAUAAUACUAAUAAUAGUGAUGAAGAAAUAGAUGAAGAUGAUAAAGAUAUUCGUACUAAAUAUAAUAUUGGUACAGAUUCAUGUACUCAACCAUGUGAUUUUAAUGACUUUUUAGUCUUUGAUAAAGAACCAUGCGUAGUAGCACCAGCAGAAAAAAAUAAAUUAAGUUCAUUGUUAACAGAUAAAACAAUUGAAGCAUUAGCUUUUCCUUAUUUGUUUCCAGUUGGUCAAGGCUCAUAUGACGAAGAUCGUGAAACGAAUCUCAGAUGGAAAGAAUAUUGUAAAGAACGUUUAUUUUCAUAA